Cooperia oncophora is the source of this 483-nucleotide messenger RNA. NCBI's taxonomy places the organism in Eukaryota, Metazoa, Nematoda, Chromadorea, Rhabditida, Trichostrongylidae. The record is from the annotation of a GenBank genome assembly.
CUGACUUUGACGUUCAGGUAUCGUCAAGCUGUGGGUGAAGCUUUUUGGGAAGCUCCAACAUUAUAUGCAUUCUCAUACAUAAUAAUCGUGCUAGGAUGCUGUAUGAUCGUUAUUUCGUUCGUUGGUUGCUGCUUCGGAAAUGGCGGGAACCGAGCUGUACUUAUAUGUUACGCCAUAGCAUUGUUUCUUCUUCUUAUAGGAACUCUGAGCUGCGGAAUAUAUCUGUUUUAUAAGAAGGAUGGGGAAGGUGUCAUUUUUAGAAUUUGGGUCGCCCUCAGUAUAGGUCUGUCAAUAACGUUGAUAGUUUUCUCUGCUGUCAUCCUAUGCAUCGUCCUUGCGUUAGUCUUUUCUCUUUACCUUCUCUUCAAUCCACCAAAGCAAGUCCGUGUGGUCAGCGUUCCUCAUAAAAGAGUUGCGAGACCGACUUUGAGGAGAGAGGACAUCCAGCGUCACAACCUUGCCUACGACCGACGUAGAAACUGA